AUGGCCCCAGUUGAGACCAAGGGCAAGAAAUUCAGCCGCCCGCAAAAGUACAGCCUGCAGACUCCAGACGCGACGAAGACGACCAAGAAGCAAACAGGCCAAAAGCCGCCCCUGAAGAGACGCUCAACAGCCGGGGAAAAGGAUCAAACAACUCCUAUCUCAACGACAGCCUCAAAAAGACAGAAGCAGACGAAUGAUACGCCACGGGCUAGCUCAUCGAUCGCCCUGGAAGAUGAGGAAAUGUCGGAAAUGGACGACAUGUCCUCUUCCGAGGAGCCUGACUACAUACUUGCAGAGAUAACUGCUGUGGACGGGCCAAAACAACAUCCAGCAGAUAAUAAAUCUUCUGAUCCACGAAUUGAUUAUAAGCUUAUCACCACCAUUCUGCACGAGGUCGCCUUCAAGAAGAAGAAAACUCGGAUAACGAAAGACGGAGUGAAGCUAUUUACGAAAUAUAUUGAAAGCUUUGCCACCGAAGCCGUAAGCAGAGCAAUUGAAGAAAAACGCAUGAAUAAUGCUGCUAGCAUGGCUACGCCGGCUACAAGAGCAGAUAUUGAGCAUAGCAAUUAUCUAGAGGUAUAA
Molecule: messenger RNA, 582 nt
Organism: Trichophyton benhamiae CBS 112371
Lineage: Eukaryota; Fungi; Ascomycota; Eurotiomycetes; Onygenales; Arthrodermataceae
Exons: 1
Coding region: 1-582 (193 amino acids)
Biological process (GO): resolution of meiotic recombination intermediates; replication fork processing; DNA repair
Cellular component (GO): Fanconi anaemia nuclear complex; FANCM-MHF complex
Molecular function (GO): protein heterodimerization activity
Source: RefSeq, a predicted model, not a curated record